Molecule: messenger RNA, 1617 nt
Organism: Pteronotus mesoamericanus
Lineage: Eukaryota; Metazoa; Chordata; Mammalia; Chiroptera; Mormoopidae
Product: keratin, type II cytoskeletal 73
Exons: 9
Coding region: 1-1617 (538 amino acids)
Biological process (GO): intermediate filament organization; keratinization
Cellular component (GO): keratin filament
Molecular function (GO): structural constituent of skin epidermis
Source: RefSeq, a predicted model, not a curated record
AUGAGCCGCCAAUUCACCUACAAGUCGGGAGGUGCCACCAAGGGGGGUUUUAGCGGCUGCUCAGCUGUGCUCUCGGGGGGCAGCUCAUCCUCCUACCAGGCAGGAGGCAAAGGGUUGAGUGGGGGCUUUGGCAGUCGGAGCCUCUACAGCCUGGGGGGCACCCGGAGCAUCUCCUUCAACAUGACCAGUGGCAGUGGGCGGAUAGGCAGCUAUGGGUUUGGCCGAAGCCGGCCCAGCGGAUUUGCUGGCAGCAUGUUUGGCAGUGUGGCCCUGGGGCCCGUAUGUCCAUCUGUGUGCCCUCCAGGGGGCAUCCCUCAGGUCACCAUCAACAAGAGCCUCCUGGCCCCCCUCAAUGUGGAGCUUGACCCUGAGAUCCAGAAAGUGCGCGCCCAAGAGCGGGAGCAGAUCAAGACCCUCAAUAACAAGUUCGCCUCCUUCAUCGACAAGGUGCGGUUCCUGGAGCAGCAGAACCAGGUGCUGGAGACCAAGUGGGAGCUGCUGCAGCAGCUGGACCUGAACAACUGCAAGAACAACCUGGAGCCUGUGUACGAGGGCUACAUCAGCACCCUGCGGAAGCAGCUGGAGACGCUGUCCGGGGACAAGGUGAGGCUGGACUCGGAGCUGAGGAACAUGCGGGACGUGGUGGAGGACUACAAGAAGAGGUAUGAGGAAGAAAUAAACAAGCGCACAACUGCUGAGAAUGAAUUUGUGGUGCUUAAGAAGGACGUGGAUGCGGCCUACAUGAGCAAGGUGGAGCUGCAGGCCAAGGUGGAUGCCCUGGAUGGAGAGAUCAAGUUCUUCAAAUGUCUGUAUGAGGGGGAGAUCGCUCAGAUCCAGUCCCACAUCAGUGACACAUCUGUCAUCCUGUCCAUGGACAACAACCGUGACCUGGACCUGGACAGCAUCAUUGCUGAGGUCCGCGCGCAGUACGAGGAGAUCGCCCUGAAGAGCAAGGCUGAGGCCGAGGCCCUGUACCAGAGCAAGUUCCAGGAGCUCCAGCUGGCAGCUGGUCGGCAUGGAGAUGACCUUAAACACACCAAGAACGAGAUCUCAGAGCUGACCCGGCUCACCCAAAGGCUGCGCUCGGAGAUUGAAAGUGUGAAGAAGCAGUGCUCCAACCUGGAGACGGCCAUCGCCGAUGCAGAGCAGCGGGGCGACUGUGCCCUGAAGGAUGCCCGGGCCAAGCUGGACGAGCUGGAGGCCGCCCUGCACCAGGCCAAGGAGGAGCUGGCCCGGAUGCUAAGGGAGUACCAAGAGCUGAUGAGCACAAAGCUGGCCUUGGACAUUGAGAUCGCUACCUACCGCAAGCUGCUGGAAGGCGAGGAGUGCAGGAUGUCUGGAGAAUACACCAACUCUGUGAGCAUUUCGGUCAUCAGCAGCUCCACGGCCGGGACCGCGGGUGCAGGGGCCGGCUUUGGGUUCAGCGGUGCAGGCACCUAUGGCUACCGGCCCAGCUCUGUUGGCUAUGGCGUGCUCUCUGGAGGCUGUGUCACUGGCAGCGGAAACUGCAGCCCUCGCGGGGAAGCCAAAACCAGGCUGGGGAGUACAAGUGAAUUCAAGGACUCCCCGGGGAAGACCUCAGCUCUGAGCUCGCCCACCAGGAAAACCACAAGAUAA